AUGAUACUCAAAGUCUCUAAGAAAUCGGCCCAGGGUGGCUUAUUGAGGACCUGUGAUUCGCUGAAUUACUUUAAUUAUUCAAAACGCUGCAUCGGAUGGGACCUACCAUCCCGAGAUUCACCUUACUGGUGGUUUUAUUACAUGAGUACUGUGUCGGUUAUCGGUAUGGGCUACAUUUAUUUGCCAUUCGGUCUCGUUAUGACGGGAGUCAAGGACAUGCAUAAGUUUUCAAUCACCGAUUUGUUCACCUAUUUACAAGCUCCGGUUAACUCUUUGUCUGCCAUUACCAAGGCGAUAAUUAUUUACUUCAUGAGAAAAAGGUUUUUCAAGGUCCAUGAGGUAAUGGACCGCAUGGACGAUCUAAAUUCGGGAGAGGAGGAUAAAGGCGCCAUUCAAAAGUGUAUUAAAGAUUGCAGAAAGGUAACCAUAAUUUACCAAAUGAUUUACUAUGGAUAUCUAUCAAGCGCUGUCCUUGGAGCCAUGGCCAAUAGAUCUACUCCAUAUCAUUUGUACAAUCCCUACAUAAACCCGAGUGAAAGCCUCUUCGAAUUUUUCGUGGGGAAUGUAAUAGAAUCCAUUGCCACGAAUGGCAUAAUAUUAACUAACAUAGUUACGGACGUUUAUACCAUAGUCUAUGUGGUGGUUUUGCGCACCCAUAUCGACUUGCUCAAGCGACGAAUUGAAAACUUGCGGUCCGAUCCCGACAAAAGCGAAGAUGAAAACUAUGACGAACUGGUGAAGUGUGUCAAAGCCCACAGGUUAAUCAUUGAGUAUGCAGACCUCAUAAGGCCCGUAAUCUCAAACACCGUCUUUGUUCAGUUGGUCUGCACCGGACUUCUUCUGGGCUUGUCCACAGUUUCGAUUAUGUUCUUCGAUAUCGUGGAUCGCCUCGUUACAGUAUAUUACUCAAUGGCAAUACUUUCCCAGACGUUUCCCUUUUGUUACACCUGCGAGAGCCUGCUUGACGACUGCAAUGACUUGGCCGUCAUCCUGUUGCAUUCUAAAUGGAUCGGAGCAGAACCUCGAUUCAGAAAGACGUUAGUGCUAUUUAUGCACCAAACCCAAGCUCCGGUUUCGUUUACAGCCUGCGGAGUGGUUCAAAUUGGCUUGGACACCAAUAUAAAGAUGGUAAAGUUUGCCUUUUCAGUGUUUACAAUUGUUCAAGAAAUGAACUUGAUGGACAAAUUUAAGAAGUAA
Drosophila bipectinata is the source of this 1197-nucleotide messenger RNA. RefSeq names its product Odorant receptor 85a (gene Or85a). Gene Ontology annotation, biological process: sensory perception of smell; detection of chemical stimulus involved in sensory perception of smell. NCBI's taxonomy places the organism in Eukaryota, Metazoa, Arthropoda, Insecta, Diptera, Drosophilidae. Gene Ontology annotation, cellular component: plasma membrane. Gene Ontology annotation, molecular function: odorant binding; olfactory receptor activity. The record is from RefSeq and is a predicted model, not a curated record.